AUGAAGCGCAAGAAGUGGUCGGAGCUGGAGGAGCAGACCCUGCUGUCCAAAUACUCCGACCUCCUCAAUUCCGGCGCACUCGCGAAGCUCAGGACCCGGGAGAAGAAGUUCCGGCCAGUGGCCGAUCACGUUAACUCCCUGCACCACCUCCGGGACCCGAUCGCCUUUCCCUUCCGGUGGUCCUGGCGGGACGUGUCGAUCAAGGUGCAGAACAUGCGCCACCAGUACCUGGGCGUCAAGCAGAAGAUCCGAAUCUCCGGCAACGAGUUCAACUGGGGCGACGGCGAGAUCCACUGGGAGAAUUUCCUCAAGUACAAGCAAGUGUUUGGGGACAUCGAGUUGUCUGACAACGGCGUCAGGGUUGAUGCAAGUAACAACGCAAACAGCGGCCAGGUAAUGAAUAGCAACGAUAAAAGUAGUAAUAGCAAAACAAUUGGGGAUGAGGGUAUUUAUUCUGAUAUUUUCGGGUAUGGUGAUGAGGAUAUUGAGGAAACCGAUGAGUAUGGUGAUGAAGGAGCCGAUAUAGGGGCAAGCGAGGAGGGGGAAAAGGGGGGGAAAGAGGGGAACGAAAUUGAGGAUGAAAAAAUGAAACUGGGGCUUAAAGGUAAGAAAUUGAGGAUGGUGGUCACUAAGGUUUUGGAACUGAGGGAAGCGAUUCUGAGAAGAGAGGAUAAGCGUAGGGAAAGGGAAUGGGACCAAGAAGAAGUGGCCCACAAGAGGGAAAUGGAACUGGAGAGAGAGCUCGAGAAGGAAAAGAGGUUGAGGAUGAGUUUUCAGGAGAAAUGGGAGGAAAGGGAAAUGGAGUGGAGAGAGAGACUAUUUGAGGUGCAAAUGCAGCAUGAGAAGCAGAUGAUGCAAAUGCACGCAGAUUCAUGCCAAAGCCAGCUGCAGAUUCUUGGGAUUGUGUCUCGGCUAGUUUGCCAGCUUUUUGGGUCGGCCACUGAUGGAUUGGGGGGUGGGAUUGGGCCGUUGGCCCAAUCAGGCUUGCAGAAUUUGGAGCAUCCAGCUGGGCUGGGUGAUGGUGGGAAGCCCGAUGCCACCUCGCCCUCGGAGUUUUUGUAA
This is a messenger RNA of Striga asiatica, 1062 nucleotides long. The record is from the annotation of a GenBank genome assembly. Lineage: Eukaryota; Viridiplantae; Streptophyta; Magnoliopsida; Lamiales; Orobanchaceae.